Molecule: messenger RNA, 2480 nt
Organism: Phasianus colchicus (ring-necked pheasant)
Lineage: Eukaryota; Metazoa; Chordata; Aves; Galliformes; Phasianidae
Gene: RAE1
Product: ribonucleic acid export 1
Molecular function (GO): protein binding
Source: RefSeq, a predicted model, not a curated record
CGGUCGCGCCCCGCGCCGGUCCCGUCGCCGGCCCGUCCUCCGCGCCGCCGGCAGCGCGGCGGAUCCCUUGGCAUGGCGCUGCCCCGCCUGCCCGCGGUGCUGGCCUCGGCGUCGGCCGGCCCAGCGAGGAUGAGUCUGUUCGGCUCCACGUCCGGGUUCGGUACCGGCGGUACCAGCAUGUUCGGCAGCACGACUGCGGAUAACCACAACCCGAUGAAGGAUAUUGAAGUAACAUCUCCGCCCGAUGACAGCAUAUCUUGCUUAGCGUUCAGUCCACCAACACUGCCGGGCAAUUUCCUUAUUGCAGGAUCGUGGGCAAACGAUGUUCGCUGCUGGGAAGUUCAGGAUAACGGACAGACGAUUCCAAAGGCUCAGCAGAUGCACACAGGACCUGUACUGGAUGGCUGCUGGAGUGAUGAUGGAAGUAAAGUAUUUACUGCUUCCUGUGAUAAAACUGCCAAAAUGUGGGAUCUCAACAGUAAUCAGGCUAUUCAGAUUGCACAACAUGAAGCUCCUGUGAAGACCAUCCAUUGGAUUAAAGCACCCAAUUACAGCUGUGUGAUGACAGGAAGCUGGGAUAAAACUUUGAAGUUCUGGGAUACCCGUUCACCAACACCUAUGAUGACACUGCAGCUCCCUGAAAGAUGUUACUGUGCAGAUGUGGUUCAUCCUAUGGCUGCUGUGGCCACCGCAGAAAGGGGUUUGAUAGUUUAUCAGUUAGAGAACCAGCCAUCUGAAUUUAGAAGAAUAGAAUCACCUCUUAAACACCAGCAUCGCUGCGUUGCUAUUUUUAAAGACAAAGUGAACAAACCUACUGGAUUUGCCCUUGGAAGUAUUGAAGGAAGAGUAGCUAUUCAUUAUAUCAACCCUCCAAAUCCUGCAAAAGAUAAUUUCACUUUCAAAUGUCAUCGCUCCAAUGGAACAAACACAUCAGCACCUCAGGAUAUCUAUGCUGUAAAUGGAAUAGCAUUCCAUCCUGUCCAUGGCACUCUUGCAACAGUGGGAUCUGAUGGUAGAUUCAGCUUUUGGGAUAAAGAUGCACGAACAAAGCUAAAAACAUCAGAACAACUUGACCAACCAAUAUCUGCUUGUUGUUUCAACCAUAAUGGGAAUAUAUUUGCAUAUGCUUCCAGUUAUGAUUGGUCAAAGGGUCAUGAAUUUUAUAAUCCACAAAAGAAAAACUACAUUUUUCUGCGAAAUGCAGCAGAAGAGUUAAAGCCUCGGAAUAAGAAGUAGUGAGUAUGAGUCUGAGUUUGUUACUCUCCAGUGUUUCUGCCAUUCAUGCCUAUACUCUGCCACUUGUGCCCUAUUGCACCGCAGUUCUGUCAAAUCUGGAUUGUUUUUAACAGGAAGUAUAGAAUGAUUUCUGCUGUGAAUUGCUGGAGGAUGUUUUUCAAGCUAGAUAUUAUGAUGUGUUUGUAUGCAUUGGAAGAGUGGCUGUUAUUCAUGUGACUCAAGCACUGUCUGUUCCAAAGCAAUAAUGAAAUUGCAGCAAAAUUUAAAUCUUCAUUAGUUAUUCCUGCUUAGAAGCUCAGGCAUUUGUUCCUUUUUUUUUUUUUUUAAUUGGUACUAACUAAAAUAUGUUAAUUGUAAUAGUUCUGGAGAAGUUGUAUGCAUACUGUAUUUUUUUGUAAGCACUUGCAAUUCGUCAUGCAGUUCUUCUCAAAGGAGGCUUGUUUUUACUUAUGGUCUAGGGAUUCUUUCAUUGGUUGAUGGUUUUUUUUAUUUCAUUUUAAAUGGAAGUACUGCCUGCUAUAUGCUGGGAGGAAAUGCCUUGCAAAUUGUUUUCCUUUUUUUAAUGACUUUGGUAGGUAUGUAUAGCAGUGACAAAUUCAAGACAGAAGAUGGAUGGACACAAGUGCAAAUUCUGUUUUACUUUACUUUUACACUCCAGCAAUGCACAAGACUUUUGAGCCAACGAUUCUCAUGCUAGUCCAAAGGAGAAACUGCCAGUUGUGCCAAGUGGUAUAGAGUACAGUAAUGUCAGCAACCCAUUAAAAGUUUUGUUCUGUUUGUGACCGAACUGAUGAGUGCAAAAUACCAGUGGCCUACACUGCUUUAAAGCUGACAUUUUUUGAGUUAAGAGUUAGCUUCUACAUCUCUGUUAACACUUCUCGUCCCUUAACAGGGGUUUCUGGACUGAAAAGAAAGCUCAUUUUUGUAUUAACUAGAGAAUAGUGCUGGUGAGUUUUAUCCUGAUCAGAAACGCUGUGAAGCAAAGUCAAAGCAAUGUGUGUCUCUCUGAUCUGAAUCUACCACUGUUUACUUCUAACUAUCCAGUUGUACACAUGCCAAAGUUUCUUUCUAGAAGUGAAUGCUUACUGUUCCUGUUCAGCUCUUGUUUGAUAACAAUUAAAAUGGUGAGGGGAUGCAUGUAUAAAAAUACUUGUCAUAUUGUACAAACUCUGUAAAACUGUAUGUUGUGACAGUUAUGGUUAUGGAUUCAUGCUAUGUUUCAAAUAAAAUUUUUACGAAAUGCU